Messenger RNA from Tyto alba (common barn owl), 5617 nucleotides. RefSeq names its product ST13 Hsp70 interacting protein (gene ST13). The record is from RefSeq and is a predicted model, not a curated record. Gene Ontology annotation, molecular function: protein dimerization activity; Hsp70 protein binding. The coding region runs from base 157 to 1233 and encodes 358 amino acids. The transcript has 12 exons. Lineage: Eukaryota; Metazoa; Chordata; Aves; Strigiformes; Tytonidae.
GCGGCGGCGGGGCGGGACCGGGCGGCGGGGGUGGGCGUGUCCCAGCGGGGCGGGGGCGGGGCCUCGGGGUGGGCUGGAAGCUUCGGCGGCGCCGCGCGACGGUCGGGCCGGGAAGGCGAGCGAGUGGCGGGCGCUGUAGCCGCCGCCUCCGCCGCCAUGGACUCGCGCAAGCUGGGCGAGCUGCGGGCCUUCGUCAGGCUCUGCAAGCAGAACCCCGGCCUGCUGCACACCGAGGAGCUGGCUUUCCUCCGCGAGUGGGUGGAGAGCAUGGGAGGCACAAUACCGCCUGCUCCAGCCAAUGCCUCCACAGAGGAGACAAGUAAGGGCAAAGCAGAGGAAAAGCCAGAGGAGCCAGUUAAAUCACCUGAACCAGAAAGUGAAGAGAGUGACUUAGAAAUUGACAAUGAGGGAGUGAUUGAACCAGACAAUGAUGACCCUCAAGAAAUGGGAGAUGAAAAUGUGGAGGUAACUGAAGAGAUGAUGGAUCAAGCUAAUGAGAAGAAGAUGGAAGCCAUAAAUGCUCUAAGUGAAGGUGAACUUCAGAAAGCUGUCAACUUGUUCACAGAUGCUAUCAAGCUGAAUCCUUGUUUGGCCAUUUUGUAUGCCAAGAGGGCAAGUGUUUUUGUGAAGCUACAAAAGCCAAAUGCUGCCAUUAGAGAUUGUGACAGGGCCAUCAAGAUUAAUCCUGACUCGGCACAGACCUACAAAUGGAGGGGGAAAGCACAUAGACUUCUGGGUCACUGGGAAGAGGCUGCUCAUGAUCUUGCAUUAGCUUGUAAACUGGAUUACGAUGAAGAUGCUAGCGCCAUGCUGAAGGAGGUGCAACCGAGAGCUCAGAAAAUUGCAGAACAUCGCCGAAAAUAUGAGCGGAAGCGUGAAGAAAAGGAAAUCAAGGAAAGAAUGGAAAGAGUGAAGAAGGCACGGGAGGAGCAUGAGAGAGCACAAAGGGAGGAAGAAGCAAGACGACAGGCAGGAGGAGCUCAAUUUGGUGGUUUCCCAGGUGGCUUCCCAGGUGGAUUUCCUGGGGCUAUGCCUGGAGGUAUGGCAGGUAUGCCAGGUCUCAAUGAGAUUCUCAGUGAUCCAGAAGUCCUUGCAGCCAUGCAGGAUCCAGAAGUUAUGGUUGCAUUCCAAGAUGUUGCCCGGAACCCAGAAAAUAUGUCCAAGUACCAGAACAAUCCCAAGGUCAUGAAUCUCAUCAGUAAAUUGUCCUCCAAAUUUGGCAGUAAACCAUAAAAUCCCUGGUUCUUAAAAAUCAUAUCUGAAUGGGAAGGAUUGGAUUUGGCUAACCAGUGUUGCAAUAAAACAAACCAUUGUACCUCUGGUCAUCUUAAGAGAAAGGGGGUGUUCUAAAGAGAAAUGCUGUCCAGCCCCAAGUGUUGACUUUAUUCAAUGAUUGGUUUACAGCACUCAAAUUAUAUUCAGGUGACCUAGUUUCAACCAUCCCUCCUUGUCCAAGAGUUGCAGCCUUUUACUUCAAGUAUUACAGACAGUUUCCUUUCAGUGAACACUCCUGUAAGAAAUUGUAAUAUUCCAGGAGUGUAAGACAAAAACCUGCUGUUGUUUUGGAUUUUUUUUUUUUAAUUACUCUGAGUGAGCAAAGAGGAAGAGCUUUAACAGUUGAAGUCUGUCUUAAUCCCCUUAGGACAGAAAAGUUGGCCUAGUCACAAAGAGCAAAUGUGGGACAAGUCUGAAAAAUUAACUGGAUAAAGGAAUUGUCUGCAAAUACAAGUCCUUUUUUUAAGAAAAAAAAAAAAUGGGUGACUGACAUUAUAUAGCUAUUAAAAUCAUCAGUAUAACCAUGCUAGCUAGUUACACACUGGAACUUCUGGCAGUACUGCAAAUAAUGUAAUAUUUUGGUCACUACAACUGUGCAGCAAAGGUACAGUCCUAUCCUUUGCACAACCUGGCAUGGCGUACGUACUGCAGAGGCCACAAAGGUUUUGUUACUUGCUCAAUUCUUGUCCAGCACCUUUAUGUCACAUUUUAUUUAUCAGUCUGGGUAUGGGAGAGCAGCUUACUGUCUGUGCUUGUGCUCUUGUCCUUUCCCAGUUGGCAGGUCCUCCGCUGGUUGCACUUGCCCUUUCUUGGGGCCAUGCUUACCAGGUUUCAUCUAUUUGGAAACUUUAGGGAAGGAAUCUUGUUCCCAUCACUACCUCUGUCCCACUGAAUGCAAGCCAUCCAGAACAUGUAAAUGCAGAGUUACAAAUCAGUGAAGGGGAGAAUACCCAACAAAAUUGCAGCUCUGGGUUCUGAGUCGGUUUGAGUCCUUAGAUGCUUACUGAUUAAAAUUUCUUGGCCAAAGUCCUGCUGUCUCUUUAGAGGUGAUGACUCUUCCUUCACUGCAUACUGUAGUCUUCCAUCUUUUCUUGUAUCUUUUUCUUUAAAAAAAAAAAAAGGAAAAAAAAAAAAAAACAAACAACCAAAAAAACCCAAAACAAAAAGCUGUUGUCAUGGUUUCAUACUUCCAUGUUUUUGAGGCUUGUGAUACAGAGGAAAAGGUGCGGUAAUUGGAGCAAACACAACAUUUUCCUAACAGUUGCGGAUUAACAGCGUGGGUAUCCUUGAAGCAGUGUCUGUGCUGAUGAUGUUCAGUUGAUUUGUCUACCAGUAAAGACAGUUGUUGCUUCUGUUUGUCUUGGCUAAAACAUUAUCUUUCUGUGGAAAAAUAACCAUAGUUACCUGUUUACCAUUUGAGUCUCAACAUUUGUGAUACUCUUGUAAUUCUGUAUCUUAAGCCAUAACUGAUGUUACCAUUUUUAAAUAAAUCAGGAUGGGUGUAGGACCUCAACAACAGUUGCAAAAAAUAAAUCCCCAAAUGCUUUUUCUCAUACUAAUGACUCUGCAGAAUGAAAUGUGAAUCUUUUUGCUUAAGAAAUAUAGUUCUGAGUACUUCUCUUAGCCUUUAAAAAUAAAGUAUGGUUUUGAAAAAUAAAGCUUUUUGGGUUUGUGUAACUUUCUGAUAAAACCUAUUUUGUUUAAAUUAAAUGUGGAAGUGCUUUAAUUAAACUGUGUAUAUAACUUGUGGUUUAAAUUGGAACUAAAUGCUUAAGGGCUUGUCUUCAUGACCAAAUGAACUCAAGUUAUGACCGAGUAUUGCUGUGUGCCUGGCUUUUGGUCAUACUCUUGAUCUCCUGUUCCCAAGAGGAGAUACUUGAAGUAUGUUACUCCUCUGUAUAGGCUGAAACUCAGCUUCUUCCUUCAGGCUGGUAUAUAUGUGCUGUGCAUGAAUUAGAGUAUCUUGAAUAUAGAUUCAUUCCCUACAGUUCCCUGCUAUUCAUGUUAGCUGUCUACCUAUGACUAGUCAAAAGUAGGAAUUUACUCCUAGCUAGAAGAAAUGGUCAUAUCAGUGUUCUGCCUGUUUGCUUGCUUAUCAGUUGCCCUUACUCAGCACUGACUGACUCAAGAAAAACAUUCUCCCUAAUUUUACUGUUAGCAUUAGCAAUCUAGCUGAAUUCUUGUUCUCUGGGAAUGCACAUCAUAUGAUUCUCUUGCUGUGUGUGGUUUGGUUUUUUUUUGUUUGUUUGUUUUUAGCAUUAUCCGGUAAGUUAAUUAAGAUGAUGUCUGGACCUCAUCUGAGUUCCCCAAGUUGGCAUGUGGAUAUUUAAGGAGCUAAACUGGUUUGAACAGAAGUGCAAGUGCAGAAAGUUAACUGCACAGGAGAUGAGCAAAGAUUAUAGAUUCCAAAUGUGGGAUACAGGUAGCUAUAUGAGGAAGUUUCAGUGCUUGCUCCAGUAUUUACUGGCAGCUCCUUCAGGUUAUUUGCUUCCAUUGCAGCACAGAGUAGGGGUGGUUCUUACCAGUGCAGUAGCAGUAAUCAACUCUGCUGCCAAUCUGACUCAAGGCUGCCAACGUGUAUGACUGUUCAGCUAGCGCAGCGCCGUGUCAGGGGUGUGACCCAGGCUCAGAUGGGCAUUUCUGCCAUUUGAAGCAAGUAAUGUACUGCACUGUUCGGCCAGUGCAGUGCCACAGAUGAGAUGACCUGGUCUGUCAGAGAGCACGAUGAUAUAACUGCAGCUGACUGGUAGUAGAGGGCCAUAGCCUCGUUACUGUGUGUGUUUGAGUGACUUGUUGGUCCUCUGUGGUUUGACUGCUGCCCCAAGGCAAAAUAAAUGUCAGGUCAGAUGCCACCUCCAGACUGUACUACUUCAGUGAGCCCUAUUGUACAGUAAUGUGGAGAAUGCAAGGCUUGAUGCCUUUACCAGAAUUUUUUUGAAAACUUCGCUCGCUUCAGUGUUGGGCUGUGAAUAAAAACUAUUUGUCAGAGUGGCUUGGUUUGUCAUUGUUGGAAGGCAAUGAUUAGAUGGGCAGGAGCCAGACUGUCUCAAGGUUGGACGAAGGCAGGUGGGACAAGAGCAGUGAUGGGACGGAGGCAGAAUAGGUCAAUAAAUGAGUAUUAAAAAGCCAUGUAAAGGUAAAACCAUGUCGUAGAAAGUGGUCAGCAGUAGUCUAAAAUACCUGUCUUUAAACACCACUUCAUUUUUCUUGUUUGUUACAUUCAGGGCCAUUGCAUAAAGCUCAUACAAGUCACGCUCUCGCAUAUGUCUGUAUGUACCUCUUCUGUGAGAUGUAAGAGCAAGCAAUAUUGUUAUGGGAGCUCGUAGCAACUGCUAUCCGAGCAAAAUCCUUCACUCAAUGGGAUGGUAGGUUGUGGACGUAGCCGGGGUGAGUUGGAGCUAGGUUAGCUUUGGCAUAUACCUUCCUGUGGCUCAUGGCAUGCUCCUGACUGGAAGAGUUUGGAGCCUGUCUGAAAUCCUGCAGGGUAUCCAGGCUGAGGGAUACUGCAGUGCUUUCGAAGCUGUAGGGCAAGUGUGUUGUUGGGAUAGUGGUAGGGGCUAGAAGGUUGUUUCCUUUCAUUUGCUGCAGGGUAGUCUGGUAGUGGCAGGGACUGGUACAGAAGUGGACUGGCAGCCUUGAGCAGGAGGAUGAUUCCCUAGGAAAAUGGUAGCAGUAUUUUCUCCUGAUGUCUAGAGAAAGGUGUCUCAUGAACCUCAUUCGCAGCUUUGCAGAGGUGGGCCUCAAGCUUACUUCAUACAUGAUGGAGUGAGGGCAACAUUAUAGAAGAGUAAUUCUGGAUUACCAAAGAACUGGAGUAAAAACCAGCAGCUUCCAAUUGGAUGCAGAGACCACUGUUGAGUAUUUGCAGGACAAGUCAUAGGAGGUCAAUACUAUGAUAUAAGCAAAUGGAAAUACAGAUGAAGCAGGAAGAGUUUUAAUGUGACAAAGAAAUUAAGCAGGUCAGGUGGUGGCUGGUGGGUCUGUGCUACGGAGCAACAAAAAAAUUUAGGUGACUUUGGGCUACAAGUCAUUGAUCACCUGGUGAAUCAGAGCUUAGGUAAGUCAUGUUCUCCUGGUGUGGUCCUCACAAACUGGAACUUUAUGUAAGACAAACCUUCCUUCAACCCCACUGACUGGAGGUCCUGCUGAAUGUAAACACAAAGGACUUUCCUGUAAAUCUGAAUCUUGAUGACAAACUAAAUCAAGAUGUUAAUUUGUAAUCUUGCUAACAAAGUGUUAUUACUGUACCUGUCUGAUGUACAAAUAUACUUUUGAAAUGCACAUUCUAGAUGGAUGGUCUCAGGUGAGCUUGAGAUCUUGUCAAUAAAUAAAUGUAUUUGCA